Messenger RNA from Megalops cyprinoides (Indo-Pacific tarpon), 3539 nucleotides. RefSeq names its product ankyrin repeat domain-containing protein 6-like. The record is from RefSeq and is a predicted model, not a curated record. Gene Ontology annotation, molecular function: protein binding. Lineage: Eukaryota; Metazoa; Chordata; Actinopteri; Elopiformes; Megalopidae. The coding region runs from base 1 to 2292 and encodes 763 amino acids. The transcript is spliced from 15 exons. Gene Ontology annotation, cellular component: nucleus; cytoplasm.
AUGGAUUCUGCCGGCUAUCCUCUGAUGCUGGCGGGGUGUGCUCUGUGUCUGCAGUACGGCCGCACCCCCCUGCACCUGGCUGCCUAUAAAGGUCAUGCGGAGGUCGUGCGGAUCCUGCUGACGGCUGGCUGCGACCUGGACGUGCAGGACGAUGGUGAGCAGACGGCCUUACACCGCGCAGCAGUGGUGGGCCACACUGACAUCAUCUCUGCCCUGAUCCAGGAAGGAUGCGCCCUGGACCGACAGGACAAGGAUGGCAACACCCCUUUGCAUGAGGUCUCUUGGCAUGGGUUUAGCCAAUCGGUCAAGCUGUUGGUUAAGGCUGGUGGCAACGUCCAUGCGAAGAAUAAGGCAGGAAACACGGCUCUCCACCUUGCGUGUCAGAACGGCCACGCCCAGAGCUGUCGAGUGCUGCUAGUAGGAGGGUCCCGGCCGGACAGCAAGAACAAUGUGGGCGAUACCAGCUUGCAUAUCGCAGCCCGCUACAACCACGUGGCUGUGAUCAAGAUACUACUCGGUGCCUUCUGCUCUGUGGCCGAGAGGAAUCAGGUGGGAGAUACAGCUCUUCAUAUCGCUGCCACUCUGAAUCAUAAGAAAACUGCAAGACUCCUUCUGGAGGCAGGAGCUGACAGCACCAUCCAGAACAAUGCAGGUCAGACUGCGCUGCACCAGGCCAGAGAGCACAACAACCCGGAUGUGGCUUUGCUGCUGACCAAAGCGCCUCAGGUUCAAAGUUUCGCGCGAGGGAGGUGUGUGAGGAAGCGAAGGGACAAGCUGAAGGCGGAGCGACGGGCGAACUCCGUCCCCAGAGAUGAACUGCUACCGAGCAAGGAAAGUGCAUCGAUAGCCGGGGACACCCAGAGCAGCGACCAGGCGAUCCAAAUAUCCAGCGACCGACGGAGUGACCCCACGGAGAACGCAGUGAAAUCCCACCCCAAAAAGCACAGAAAGAAGAAACUAAAGGAAAAGUCCAUGCUGUCUGAGCCGCUCUCCAAGCGAGAGAACAGACGCUGCGAAACUAAUCACAAGAGGAGCAGGCGGCGUGGCUCCUCCCCUCUGGCCCCGCCCCCUCACUGCUAUAAAGCCUAUCAGCUGUACACCCUGUACCGGGGCAAGGACGGGAAGAUCAUGCAGGCUCCGUUGAAUGGUUGUCGGUGCGAACCCCUUCUCAACAGACUAGAGAACCAACUGGAGGCCACCAAAGAGGAGAUGAAGUCUGAGAUUCACACUGCUCAGGAGCAGAUGAACUGCAAACUGGGGCAGAUUGACCGCAAGAACAAACACCAGAUUAAAGUGCUGGACAAACUCAUGCAAGAGAGGGUGUCAGCUGAGAGGGUGGCGUGUCUUCAGCGAAUUGAGCAGAGGGUCACCUUGGAACGUCUCGAGGGGGAGAAGAGACAGCAGGCCUCUGUGGUGAACGACCUGAAGAGCUGGUGCCUCUCCAAGGUGCAGCACGUGGAGGGACGCCUACGCGGUGACUCCCGCCACACCAGGCCACGCCCGUCUCCGCCCCCCGGACAGGCCCCCGUCGAGGCUGACCCGGAGGGCCUCCCGGAGCCGCCGCCUCCCUGCGGGGACGGCCCUAGCCCAGCAGAGGGCGCUUCUGAGUCCGCUGCAGAGGAGGCACCAGGGAGGCAGUACUUUGUGGUUAAGCUGGACAGCUCUCCAGACGAAAGGCAGCCCGCGCCAGAGCUCAAUGCACCCACAGGCAACAAGUCACUGCCAUCCUCACCCCGCAUCGUCCGCCCCAAGGAGCGAGCCCUCGCCUCUACUGACCCCCGGAGGCCGCAUCGGGAACUGCAGGACGUGGCCCCCGGGGAGCCCAGGCCGCAGCUGAACUGUGACGGCUACUUCAGCAGGGCGAGCAGCCUGUCCCCUGCCACCGGGCGGCGCUGCAGCGGCAGGCAGUACCGGAGCUGGGAGAGAGACGGCGAUGGUUUCCAGGCUAAGGACAGAGAGAGGGGCCGGCACAGGGCAAGGCACCAUAAGAAGCAAGCUCUGGCCUGGGCUAAGAGCCACACGGCCUCCCGGACGCUGGAGUUUUUUGCGGACCGGCCGGCAGAGCCGUCCUUCACCCAGGUGCGGGAUAACAUGCACGCGGUGGAGGUGACGCAGUACUUCUUCGAGGCCGUGUCGACGCAGCUGGAGCAGUGGUACGAGAGGAAGAUCCAGGAGGCCCGCUGGCUGGCAGAGCAGCAGGCCCAACAGGACCGGGCCGCCCUGCUGGAGCGGAUCAGCAGCCUGGAGGAGGAGCUGCAACUGCUCAGGACCAACGCGCAGGAGGACAGCUAGCACAGGCAGCUCAACGGCGCCGCCCUGCUGGGCUCCAUCACAUUACACUUCUGAGGAAGUAAAAAAGUGAACUAUAAUAAAAAAAACUGUCAAAAGAUUAUGGUGUAGGGACUAAAGCACUGGGAUAUGAGCUACAUGGAGCACUGAAUUGAGUAAAUUGCCCCAAUAUAUUGCCAUUGUAUGUAACCCCAGAUAAAAGCCUCUGCUAGACACCGUUAAUUCAGUGUAAGCUGUGGAAAUUGAAAGUGGUGAUCACACAAACAACUUGUAUUCAAAAACACUGUCCCUAGUAGUCAAAACUAGGACCCGGAUUUAUCCAUUUUAUCUGGAAGAUUUUAUAGCUUCCUGAUCUGCCUCAUCUGGUCUUGUUUUAGCCAUCUGUGAAAUUUUAAUUUGUCAGUUCAUAACUCUUUUUCACACAGUGAACAGGGCAUUGAUGUAAAAGCACAUCAGUGAUACACCCAAGGAGAGGAACAGUCAACAAUGUCUCAGAAUUACGCAAAAAAAAAAAUUACUCUUUACCUUGUUUGUGUAGUAUUGGGCUCCUAGUGAUGGUGAUAGCAGUGAUUUAUUUGUAGAUCUCACGUAUAUGUGGACUCCACCAGCAUAGUAUUGAGCAGUACAUAUGUUUGAACUGCUGUACCUGAGUAUUCCUUCAUUUAUGGAGGAAAUAUCCAGCAGUUUACAGUUUUACUAGGACAGAGUACAUUGUUUCGAGAAGAGAGAGGACGUGUAGAGUGUUUGGUCUUUUCCACCGUGUAGUAGAAUUGGUCUUUUUUGUUUUUGUGUUUCUAUAUUUCUAAAAUAGUGUAACAAGCCAUUUCUAAGCUCUAGGGUCAUAUUUAAAGCUCUUUUCUACACUCAGUUUUGAAGGAAAUGAUUAACAUAAGCUAAGCUCAUUUCAGCUUUAAGAUGUUACAUAGAGGAUGUCAGAGACUAUGACUGUGAAGAUGAUAGCUGAAAUAUCAUAAUCCAAAGAGACAUUUUCAAAAGAUUAACAUUCCACUACAAUUCACCCACAGGUAAACCUGUGUAUAUUUCAAUAUUUUUAUCAUUUUUCAAAGUCUUUGCUAGAGAAUUGUUUGAAAAUAUGAAUGUACAAAGUGGCAAAAAACAGAAGAAAGAAAUGUUUGGUGUGGAAGGUCAAGGAAAUGCCUUUCAAGGCUUAUCUGUAUGUAACCCCAGACUGAAUUGAUGUGUAGGUUUUGAGUAAUAGUGUUAAAUCUCAGACUGCAUUCUCUUCAUAC